CUUGGAAACUGAUCUUGGUCCUGUCAAGAGGAGCGAUGGUUGUCUUGGCCAGAGCUCCGGCGAGGGCCCCAGCACACAGGGAGACGGGGACAGAAGGAGCCACGUCCGAGGCGGCCAUUGGUAGGUGUCGUCUCCACGUCACCUCGAUUCUAGAGACUUGUGAGAAUGAAGACUACAUGGAAAUCCUCACACGACGAAGUGCAAAUGUGGAUGUCCGGCUCUCGGCUGGGGCUUCUAUGUUUCGCGCCAUGUUCGCGGGAAAUACGUUGCCAUGACCCUUAUCUGGGGUCUAGGUACAUUGUUCCAAUAAAGGCGCACCACCCGUGGCGGGCUUUUCAAGCCGCCAGAGCAACCAUGGAGGAAGGUGGUUCCAUUGCCUUCAGUGUGCAGGGAGCAGAGGAGGAAGUCUCAGACGAUGAGGAGGAGGAGCGACAGAGAAAGGAAGAGCUGCAUCAGCUGCUUACAGAACAACUGCAAGACGAUCUCCUUGACGACUCUGUCUCCACGGUGACCACGGAGGAUGGUGCAGCGGAUUCCACCCUACUGGGUGAGGAAAUGGGCGUGGCUCUGGAUCAUGUGAUCUCCCCCAACAAGUCAUGUGACCUUACUCCCAUCACGACUGAAUACAAAGCCAGUGGGGAAGAGCACGAUGGACUCUCUGCUGAGUCUUCAUUAUUAGAAGACCAGAGUGGGCGUGAUCUAGGUGGGUGUGGUCUGAGUGGGUGUGGUCAGCCGGAGGUUUCUGAUGUAUUUAGUGGAACAGCACAAGCUUACUCCCUCAUCAACUCUAUCUCUGAAACUCGCAUUCCUGCUGCACUCCGGACAGGCCACACCCACCAGGAAAUGACGUCAUCAUCUGAUGGGCAUGGUCAGCUGGAGGUGUUGUAUGGUGCGAGAUGUCGGCAGGUGGGAGAGCUGACUCAGCAGUUGCAGGAGUCUCGUGGCGAGAGAGAGAAGAUGGAGCGAAUACUGCGACACGAGAAGAGGGAGGUGGAGGAGAGGUGGAGGGCCGAAAAGGAGGAGCUGGUGUCAGAAGUUGAGCGUGUGUCUCAGCAACUGAGAGAAACUUCAGCUGCUCUGACGGCUGCUAGAGCUGAGAGGGAAGAGGUCUGCGCUAUGCUCCACCCACCUACAGAUAGUGGGCCAGGGGAUGUUGCUAGGCGACUGAUUGAGGUGUCGGCAGAGAAAGAAGAUGUGCAAUAUCAGCUGUCUUGUUGCCAGGGGCAACUGGAGACUCAGACUAGAAAAUCAGAGUCUGCAGAGGAGGAGCUGUUGAGAGUGUCGAGUCAGCUGUUGUCAUUGGAACCGGAGGUGGAGAGACUGGGGUCAGAGGUCGAGAGACUGGAGAGGGAGGGAGAGAGGGAAAGAGAGGGCCUCGCUGCUGAGAAAAGAGAGGCUUUGGAAAAGUGCAGGGCAGCAUGUCUACAGCUCCACGAAGAUGCCACAGAGAGACUGAGGGAGGCCAUGGCUGCAGAGAAAGACACUCUCUUCUUGAAGCACAGACAACAGCUGACAGCUCUCCAGACGCAGUUGUCUAGUGUUCAAGAGGAAUAUGUGAAGGUGUGUGGAGAGAAAGACAGAAUGGAGGCUGAGUAUAAGAACAACAUGGAGCAGGCUCAAAAAGAGUGGCAGGCCAGAACGGAACAGUUACUUCAGUCCUCCAGAGCAAAGAAAGAGAAAAUGGAGAGGGUGAGGGAGGGAGAUGAAGUGAGACAAGCAGUAGAGAAAGCAAGAGAGGAGUGGAGGCAGACACUGGCUCAAGAGAGCAGGCAAAGUGUGGAGAAAGCUCUGUGCUCCACCAGACAGCAGUGGCAAGCCAGGUUGGCUGCGGAGAAGGAAGCGGUGAGGAGAGAGGUAGAGAAAGAGAGAGAGGAGGCAGUGAGAGCUGCAGUUGACGCUGCUCGCACUCGGUGGCAGACACACUCUCUUCAGGUUGCGGUAGAGGAGGCUAAGAAGCAGAAGGAGCCAGUGUUGACAGCUGCCCAGGUCCACUCCAUGAUCCAGACCACGGUAGCUGCUGUCAAGAAAGAUGUUCGGCAAAUGUUGGAGGAGGUGGUGAGGGUGGGGAGGGAGAGGCAGCAGCAAGCUGUGGCCCAAUGCCGACUGGCAACUGCCCAGGAAAUGAAGGCACAUUACCUCAGCUGCCUACACGUGAUGGUCAACUCUCACCCAUCCUCAGGGCCUUCAAGUUCUGGUGAACCAAAAGUCACUACCGCUGGUGAAGAUGUCAGUGGCAGCAGAGUACAUCGUCAUGGUAACACUGGCCAUAGGAGCUCACAGACUGGGGUGGUGGGCAAUAAUAAGAACAAGAGAGUGGCUGGAUCUGUUAGAGGUGGCCGAGGGGGAGGGAAGCGAGUGGGCGGAGGAAUGCAAGGUCAGAGGUCUUGGAAAUGA
Molecule: messenger RNA, 2394 nt
Organism: Geodia barretti
Lineage: Eukaryota; Metazoa; Porifera; Demospongiae; Tetractinellida; Geodiidae
Source: the annotation of a GenBank genome assembly